Molecule: messenger RNA, 1855 nt
Organism: Theobroma cacao (cacao)
Lineage: Eukaryota; Viridiplantae; Streptophyta; Magnoliopsida; Malvales; Malvaceae
Product: beta-fructofuranosidase, insoluble isoenzyme 1-like
Biological process (GO): carbohydrate metabolic process
Molecular function (GO): hydrolase activity, hydrolyzing O-glycosyl compounds
Source: RefSeq, a predicted model, not a curated record
AUGGAAGUUACAAAGUUGCUCUCACUUUGCAUUUUAAUCACUUUUCUUUGUGUCGACAUAGUCAACCUUAACAAUGGUGGUGUCGAUGCGUCUCACAAGGUUUUCCCACAGUUUCAGUCUCUAAAUGCGGUCAGCGUCCAGCAAAUCCACCGAACUGGCUAUCACUUUCAGCCUCCCAAGAACUGGAUCAACGAUCCGAAUGCCCCAAUGUACUACAAUGGAAUAUACCAUUUCUUCUACCAAUACAAUCCCAAAGGUGCAGUUUGGGGCAAUAUUGUUUGGGCCCAUUCAGUGUCAAAGGACAUGAUCAAUUGGGAAGCACUUGAACCAGCACUUUAUCCUUCUCAACACUUUGAUAUCAAUGGCUGUUGGUCUGGUUCAGCCACCGUUCUUCCUAGCAAUAAGCCCAUAAUUUUGUAUACAGGACUUGAUCCCAAAGAUAGGCAAAUCCAAAAUUAUGCAGUGCCAGCCAAUUUAUCUGAUCCAUAUCUGCGUAAAUGGAUUAAGCCUGGUAAUAACCCCGUGGUUGAUCCUGAGCAGGGCGUGAAUGCCAGUGCCUUUCGUGACCCAACCACUGCCUGGUGGUUAAAUGGGCAUUGGAGAAUGUUGGUGGGAAGCAAAAGGAACCAUAGAGGGAUGGCCUAUCUGUAUAGAAGUAGAGACUUCAUUUACUGGACUAAGGCUAAACACCCAUUGCAUUCAGCACCCCAUACCGGAAUGUGGGAAUGCCCUGAUUUUUAUCCAGUUUUAUUGUCUGGUAAAAAAGGUUUGGACCCAUCAGUCUUGGGAAAACAUGUUAAGCAUGUGUUGAAGGUGAGCUUGGAUGUUACCAGAUACGACUAUUAUACAGUUGGUACGUAUUUAAGUGAUAAGGAUAGAUAUGUGCCUGAUAUUACAUCAGUUGAUGGUUGGGCUGGCCUUAGAUAUGAUUAUGGAAAUUUCUAUGCUUCAAAGACAUUUUUUGAUCCUGCGAAAAAGAGGAGGAUUUUGUGGGGUUGGGUUAAUGAAUCUGAUACAACUGAAGAUGAUGUUAAAAAAGGAUGGGCUGGACUUCAGGCAAUUCCAAGAAUAGUGUGGCUUGAUCCUAAUCAAAGGCAAUUGAUGCAAUGGCCUAUUGAAGAGUUGGAGACUUUAAGAGGGAAAAAUGUCAAAAUGAGCCACCAACAGCUUAAAAAGGGCGAACAUAUUGAAGUCAAAGGAAUAACUGCUGCCCAGGCUGAUGUUGAUGUUACCUUCCACAUCCCUAACCUGGACAAAGCUGAGCCAUUUGAUCACAGUUGGACAGAUGCACAAGAGCUCUGUGUCAAAAAGGGAUCAAAAGUUAAAGGUGAAGUUGGUCCAUUUGGACUCUUGACAUUAGCUUCCAAAAACCUAGAAGAGUAUACUCCUGUCUCCUUCAGGGUAUUCCAAACGUCAAAGAAGCAUGUAGUUCUCUUAUGCUCUGAUGCAAGGAGUUCCUCUUUGAAGGAUGGGCUAUAUAAACCAUCAUUUGCUGGCUUUGUGGAUGUAGAUUUGGCGGAUAAGAAGCUUUCUCUAAGGAGUUUGAUUGAUCAUUCAGUUGUGGAAAGUUUCGGAGCUGGAGGGAAAACAUGCAUCACAUCUAGGGUUUAUCCUACGUUAGCAGUGCUUGACAAUGCUCACUUGUAUGCAUUCAAUCAUGGGACUGAGCCUAUCAAUGUAGAGAAUCUCAAUGCCUGGAGCAUGAAGAAACCUCGGAUGAACACCUGAAAGAGAUGGAUUGUGCUAAUAUGACUGCUUAGUUGUCUUGUUGUAACUUGUUCCCUAUGUUCAAUUUAAGUGCACCGAAUGAUUAAUAAGUUUUGCGCAUAAAAAUGUUUAGAGUUAUAAUGUUAAU